CACGAUCAGUACCCAGCAAUGAAUCAAGGACCUGCAGAUAUGUACUACUCGACGCAGCAUAUGUCGGCAGGCUCUGCCCCACAGCCGCAGACCGUUACGUCGAAUGCGAUGCCGCACUAUGGACAUCAGCAGCCCACAUUACUUCAGCCUGGGCCUGCUCAGUAUUCUGCGCCUCCGUACCAACAAUAUGGAUACGCAAAUGGUCUGGCAUCGCCUCAGACUGCUCCGCCAGCAGUCUCGAACCCUAUGGGGCCUAGCCAGCACGUGCUUCCUCUGCCCAACCAGGCAGGCAUUCCCAACCAAUUCCAGGGCCUGGACACAACUGGGCAGGUCGCUCCGCCAGGCAUGAAGCCGAGGGUGACUGCCACUCUUUGGGAAGACGAGGGCAGUCUCUGUUUCCAAGUCGAGGCCCGAGGGAUCUGCGUCGCGCGACGUGAAGACAACCACAUGAUUAACGGCACUAAGCUCUUGAACGUUGCCGGAAUGACUCGCGGACGUCGCGAUGGCAUCCUGAAAAGCGAGAAAGUCCGACACGUCGUCAAGAUUGGGCCUAUGCAUCUCAAGGGCGUCUGGAUCCCCUUUGAGCGCGCUCUUGAGUUUGCCAACAAGGAAAAGAUUACGGAGCUUCUGUACCCAUUGUUUGUCCACAACAUUGGGGCUCUGCUCUACCACCCAACAAACCAGAACAGGACGAACCAGGUAAUGGCGGCGGCCGAGCGUCGCAAGCAGGAACAGAACCAGAUGCGCAGCGGUUCUAACGCCGCGCCGGCUCCUGGCGGCUCGCUGCCUUCUUUGCAAAAUCAUCAUCACCACAUGAGCCUUCCUGGCCCUCAACCUGCUCUCGCCUCUCAUCAAGGUGGUAGACCUGGACUGGAUCGUGCGCAUACUUUUCCCACGCCGCCCACUAGCGCGUCCAGCGUGAUGGGUGCCAUGGGCACAUCAGACAGUUUCCAGUGGAACCAGCAAGGUAUGAGUAACGGGCAGGGCGGAAAUCCGAUCUCAAUUGAUACCGGGUUGAGCAACGGCGCCGCCGCUCGUUCCAUGCCUGCCACUCCUGCCACGACGCCACCUGGCGGAUCUCUUCAGAGCAUGCAGUCAUAUCCCCAGAGCACGCAACCCUAUGAUACAUCAAGAGGUGUCUACAACGGGUCUGCGGCGCAGCAGUCGCCGUACGCCUCCAACAAUAGCCCUCAGGACCGGAGCAUCUAUGGCCAGCAAAACCCAUACAUGAAGAAUGAGAUGGGCCCCCCACCGGGCGACCUGCUGCACGCCGACGUCAAGCCUGCGAACGGCAUGAUGCACCCCGCUGAUGGCGUCCACCACGCCACUGGAGAUGAUGAGGCUGAGCACGAGUCCGAGUAUACGCACGAUAGCGCCACGUACGACUCGAAUCGGAACUCGUACAACUACAACGCUACGCAGGUUGCCCCUAUUCAAUCUGAUCAUCAGCAUAUCAGCCCCGAAAUGACUGGCUCCCCAGGUCACCAGGCUGGAUCUGGCAGAGCAACACCUCGCACUGCUACUGCUCCUCAGCAGUAUUACUCGCAGCAGGCCGGGUACAACACGCCGCCCCGCAUGCCCUCGACAUCGAGCAGCUUGUACAAUGUAAUGACAAACGAUCGAGGGCCGGCGAAUGGGGCGCCUACAGAUGUCUACGGCUCGCAGGGUGAUCUGGGGCCCCCGAUGCAGAACGGGUACGCUCCUCAGGUCCUUGGUGGUGCGGGCGGCCUGAAGCGAGGGCGGGACGACGAUGGUCCCGGGAUGGAUCUGAAGCGCCGCAAGACCUUGACCAUGGAUGGCCCCACGAUGCCCACGCCAAGCUACGACAUGAACCGACCGGCGUCGGUGUCUGCUCGGCGAUGA
Molecule: messenger RNA, 1863 nt
Organism: Microdochium trichocladiopsis
Lineage: Eukaryota; Fungi; Ascomycota; Sordariomycetes; Xylariales; Microdochiaceae
Exons: 4
Coding region: 19-1863 (614 amino acids)
Biological process (GO): positive regulation of transcription by RNA polymerase II
Cellular component (GO): nucleus
Molecular function (GO): sequence-specific DNA binding; DNA-binding transcription factor activity
Source: RefSeq, a predicted model, not a curated record